Molecule: messenger RNA, 1244 nt
Organism: Vigna radiata var. radiata (mung bean)
Lineage: Eukaryota; Viridiplantae; Streptophyta; Magnoliopsida; Fabales; Fabaceae
Product: alpha-soluble NSF attachment protein 2
Exons: 9
Coding region: 197-1066 (289 amino acids)
Biological process (GO): intracellular protein transport; SNARE complex disassembly
Cellular component (GO): SNARE complex; vacuolar membrane
Molecular function (GO): soluble NSF attachment protein activity; syntaxin binding
Source: RefSeq, a predicted model, not a curated record
UGGAUGAAAUGGCGGAACGAGCGGGCCCGGGAAAGCAUCUUCCGAAUUGGAAAAACUAACCAUUGUUGUAAUUGCGUGUAAAAUUUUCAUUAGCGUUAGUGUUUAAUUUGGUGAUAAAGAGUUUCUAUCAAGGAACAAUUAGCGAAGACUGCAUGAAGGAGAGGGAAUCGAUCGAUUGAUUCCAAUAAUCAAAAACAUGGGCGAUCAUUUGGCUAGGGCCCAGGAUUUCGAGAGCAAGGCAGAGAAGAGGCUCAGCGGUUGGGGUUUGUUUGGCUCCAAAUUCGAGGACGCCGCUGAUCUCUUCGACAAAUCCGCCAAUUCCUACAAGCUGGCCAAAUCAUGGGACCAAGCAGGAGCCACUUACAUCAAAUUGGCGAAUUGUCAUUUGAAGUUGGAAAGCAAGCAUGAAGCUGCCCAAGCUUAUGUUGACGCUGCGCAUUGCUAUAAAAAAACUAACAUAAAUGAGGCUGUAUCUUGCUUAGACAAUGCUGUAAAUAUUUUUUGUGAGAUUGGAAGACUCUCUAUGGCUGCUAGAUAUUUGAAGGAAAUUGCUGAGUUAUAUGAGGCUGAACAAAAUAUCGAGCAGGCGGUAAUUUACUUUGAAAGAGCAGCUGAUUUUUAUGAAAAUGAAGAAGUGAACACUUCUGCAAACCAGUGCAAGCAAAAAGUUGCUCAAUACUCUGCCCAGCUAGAACAAUAUCAGAGGUCAAUUGAGAUUUAUGAAGAGAUUGCUCGCCAGUCUCUAAACAAUAAUUUACUGAAGUAUGGAGUUAAAGGACAUCUUCUUAAUGCUGGCAUUUGCCAACUUUGUAGAGGCGAUGUUGUUGCUAUUAACAAUGCACUGGAGCGAUAUCAGGAUAUAGAUCCAACAUUUUCAGGAACACGUGAAUAUAGAUUUCUUUCAGAUAUUGCUGCUGCAAUUGAUGAAGAAGAUGUUGGAAAGUUUACUGAAGUUGUAAAAGAAUUUGAUAGCAUGACCCCUCUGGACUCUUGGAAGACAACACUUCUUUUGAGGGUGAAGGACAAACUGAAAGCCAAAGAACUUGAGGAGGAUGAUCUUACUUGAAUUGGAUAAUAGUCUCCUUUUGGUUGGAAAUCUGGUUUAAUAUUUUUAUGCUUCUUUGUCCAGUUGCUCAUCUCACUACCAAUAUAAAUUGUACUUUGCUUUGAGUUUCAAUUGAAAUGGUCUUCAUGAAUUCUUGAAAUGAAUAUGUUGAGGUAGCUAGAAUUGAUCUGUUGAUCCA